Aspergillus caelatus is the source of this 1560-nucleotide messenger RNA. RefSeq lists its product as uncharacterized. The coding region runs from base 77 to 1201 and encodes 374 amino acids. The record is from RefSeq and is a predicted model, not a curated record. The transcript is spliced from 5 exons. Lineage: Eukaryota; Fungi; Ascomycota; Eurotiomycetes; Eurotiales; Aspergillaceae.
GGCGCCAGCCCGGUCGCAUCCGUUCUGGUUUCUCUCUUUCAUUCUCCCACAUCCUGGUGUGGGAAACGUUGACACAAUGCAUAUCUUCACUAGCCGGAGACUAAUCAGCAGUUUGUUAAUUGUUUGUAUUGUGCUGUGGUUUUCAUGCUUUAGACAUGGUGACGGUUCCUGGAUUGGUACCUCCACGACGAAUCCAACCGAUUCAGAUGCGUUGCUGGACAGCAGGAUCAGAAACUCUACCCUAGGGUUCCAGAAGAUUUUCGCAAUCGGUUUCAAGGAGCGCACCGAUAAGCACGAUGCGAUCACGCUGGCGGCAUCCUAUACCGGGCUGGAAGUAGACUGGUUUGAAGGUGUCCGAGCCGCCAAUAUCCCUCCGAAAGCAUAUCCAGCUGUAUGGACGGAGGAGAAACAUCGCGAUAAACCAGCCGAACUCGGAAGCUGGCGCGCUCAUAUGAAUGCUCUACGACAUAUCGUGGAGAACAAGAUCAGCAGCGCUGUCCUUAUCGAAGACGAUUCCGACUGGGACGUAAAUAUCAAGGCACAAAUGGUCGAAUUCGCUCGGGGCACUAGGGCUCUUCUGGGAACGGAUGGUGUUCCCUUCUCCCCGUACGGCGAUAGCUGGGAUAUGCUAUGGCUAGGGCACUGUGGAAUAAAUUUGCGAGGAGACCCAAAGUUUUAUGUGAUUCCGAACGAUUUGACGGUUACACCGCGACCCCACCAGAACGAGUUUGUCCGUCCUGGGCUGGCAGAGGACCCUAAUUUCGAGAAACACCGCCUCAUCUUCCAUGCGGAUAAUGCGAUCUGCUCAUGGGCCAUGGCAUUUACUUAUGAAGGCGCCCGCAAGGCACUCACUGCGUUAUCAUACGUCGGGAUCGAUGAGCCGGUUGAUCUAGGCUAUAACUUCCUUUGCACUAAUAUUCUGCACGUUCCGUAUAAAUGCUUGUCGUCGCAUCCUAGUAUCAUGGGGACCUGGGCGCAACGUGGUCCGGCUUCGCGGGACUCAGAUAUUACUGACGGUGACGAUACAUGGCAUGAAGCAAGCUCUCGGUCCCUCACCUAUAGCACUAUGCUGAAUAUUCUACCUCUCGCGAAUAAUAAGACGACGAUAUCCGCGACGUGGGACGAUGUUCCAGCCCCGAAAAUUGAUACUACGACGUUUAAGAUACCCAGUGGUUAUUUGUACACUCCCGAUCCUGCAUGAAUGUUCAUCGUCAAUGAAAACAUCUUGAUAGAUCAACUCGGAAUUUGUUUCCAGAACAGCACCGAAAGCGCUGAACUUAGAUUCUGGCAAUGCCCGGUGAUCUCUGGUUCUCUAUGGACAAGAGAUUAUAACCUUAAACCUGCCCCGGUUUAAGAAAGUAGGGAGAAGGGCCGUCGAGCCCUUCUAGACGAUCGUCGCUCGGAUAAUGUUUGUUCUGUUCUAUGUUUCCUCUCCGGGUCUCUCCAAUUUAGAUCAAAGGGACGAAGACGAAAAAGUGAUAGAUCUGGCUUGACUGGUGCAUCUCUGGUUCGUGGUUGCCCUUGAUAAUGACAUGUCAAGUGUGUACCGGCCGGAGUGGU